AUGAUUCUGACUAGGAGUUCGUGCCAACCAGGCGUUUUGAUAUUCUUCGUUGGUUUUCUCCUCGCACAGAUCCCAUUGAAUCUCUUUCUUGCAUCUAUUCGCCGACCUUCUCUCUUCCUAGGCGGCUUCACUGUCCUCUGGGGCACCAUCUCCGCCCUCACAUCCCUGGUACAGAAUUAUGAGCAGAUGGUUGCGUGUAGAUUUCUACUCGGACUUGCCGAAACGCCUUUCUACCCUGGAAUGAUAUUCUACCUGUCCAAGUGGUAUAAAAUGGGCGAGCUGAACUUUCGUAUAAGUAUCCUGACUGGGGCGGGGUUCCUCAGCGGCGCUUUUGGAAGCCUCCUCGCAGCGGGGACGUUGCGGAACCUCGAGGGCGUUCGUGGACUGAGCUCGUGGAGAUGGCUGUAUAUUAUCGAGGGUUCGAUAACAGUGUUUAUUGGGAUCCUGCUAUCUACAAUCUUACCCGAUUUUCCAGAAACUUGGACUGCCCUUUCUUCAGACGUGCGCCACGUUGCCAUCAAGCGCCUGAGACGAGAGUCGAACUACACCGAGUCAAAGCCUCACGGGUGGAGAGAUUAUGUAGGAGCAAUUGUGCUGGCUUUUCGAGACCCGCGGCUUUAUGUGUUCGGCCUCGGCGGCAUGGCCGCUUCAGUAGCGCUGGGAAUCCAGAACUUCAUGCCCACGUUGACAAGGACUUUGGGCUAUAGCGACAUCGUCUCACUAUUGCUUGUGGCACCGCCUUAUGUGUUUGUUUUCGUGUACAUGCUCGGACACGGGGCGCUAUGUGACCUAAGACAAGCGCGCUUCCUCUUUUGUAUCUAUCCCCUGCCGCUUUCUGCAGCCGGGUUCAUCAUGCUCAUGACGCUGCGGUCAUUUGCUGGCCGCUACGUGGGUCUGUUCCUGGCCAUGCUCAUAUCCUCGGCAGGCUCCACUAUGCUGACUUGGGCCACCGAUACCAUCUCCUAUCCUGCAUCAAAGAGGGCCGUGGUAUUUGCUGCCAUUAACAUGGUGGGAAAUACAGCAAGUAUAUGGACUCCAAUGACAUACCGGGAUGAGGACUCCCCGCAGUAUCAGCUAGCCUUGGGGAUAUGUACUGGGAUGAUUGCUGUUAUGGCUCUGUGUGCAAUGAUUAUUCGUUGGUUGGAGAAGAAAAAGGACGAAAGAGACCCUGAUGUCGUUACCAGCGGUUCGCCUGUGACUGACUUGGGAGGGAAAGUUCCAUGA
Aspergillus terreus NIH2624 is the source of this 1224-nucleotide messenger RNA. RefSeq lists its product as uncharacterized. NCBI's taxonomy places the organism in Eukaryota, Fungi, Ascomycota, Eurotiomycetes, Eurotiales, Aspergillaceae. The record is from RefSeq and is a predicted model, not a curated record. Gene Ontology annotation, biological process: transmembrane transport. Gene Ontology annotation, molecular function: transmembrane transporter activity. Bases 1 to 1224 code for a protein of 407 amino acids. The transcript is spliced from 4 exons. Gene Ontology annotation, cellular component: membrane.